Striga hermonthica is the source of this 282-nucleotide messenger RNA. The record is from the annotation of a GenBank genome assembly. NCBI's taxonomy places the organism in Eukaryota, Viridiplantae, Streptophyta, Magnoliopsida, Lamiales, Orobanchaceae.
AUGGAAUAUUUUUCCGGCGACCCAGUUUACACCUACCAUUGGGAUCACGUUGUUUUUCUUCUUCUCCGUCCGAUAAUCGCCGUUGUCUUUAGUCUCUCCGUCAUCUUCUUCGUGUGGUUCUUGGCAUGGAAGCUGGUGCUUGUUCAUGUGCCUUUGGUGCAGGAGAUAUUUGGUCUGCGGAAAAAAACCGUCAGGCCGAAGCCAGCUGAAACCCGAUGCAGAACUCAGCAGGAGAUUGAGUUGCUGUCGAUGAUGCCACCUGGCGUAACUUUGCAACUGUAA